CGGUGGGAGAAAGAUGGUUUGCGGGGGUUUUACUUGCUCCAAGAAUGCGCUAUGUGCGCUCAAUGUGGUGUACAUGCUGGUGGGCUUGCUGUUGAUAGGCGUGGCAGCAUGGGGUAAAGGUUUUGGAAUCGUCUCUAGCAUACACAUCAUUGGUGGAGUGAUUGCCAUUGGAGUUUUCCUUCUACUCAUUGCCAUAAUUGGUUUGAUUGGGGCUGUCAGUCAUCACCAAGUGAUGCUCUUUAUUUAUAUGGUUGUAUUGAUUCUGGUCUUUAUAUUUCAGUUUAUUGUAUCAUGUUCAUGUCUAGCAAUGAAUAGAUCACAGCAGGAGUAUUUCCUGAAUACAACAUGGAGGCGGAUGAGCAAUGAGACCAGGUUGAAUUUAGAAGAAACAUUGGAAUGCUGUGGGUUCUUAAACACUACAGAGGCCAGGGAACUGUUUAAUAAGGAUGUCGCUCUCUGCAGUCAUGUCUGUCCAGACCCUCACAAAUGCCUGAGCUGUGGGGAUAAAAUGUUAAAUCAUGCAGACGAAGCACUGAAAAUCCUUGGAGGUGUUGGGCUUUUCUUCAGUUUUACAGAGAUUCUCGGUGUGUGGCUUGCUUUCCGCUUUAGGAACCAGAAGGAUCCCCGUGCAAACCCCAGUGCUUUUCUAUAGUUUUUUCUUUUUUCGCUUCCUGACUCUUCAAUCAUGUAGUCUCUUCUCCUGUAUCAGUCUCAUUCCUUUGCAAUUCACUUCUCUCCUAUGGGCAACAUGUUCUGUCGUGCAGGGACAUGUGAUGGGGAGAAGCGAACCCCUGGCUAAACCUGAAGAUGGAGGAGCUUCUCUUACAUAUGCAAUCAGAUCACAUUUGCAAGUGUUCAUGAAUUAAAAUGAAUGUUGUGUAUGGGUGUGGGGUCUUAAAAGGACAUUUCAAAACACAGCAGUUUUUAAUAUUUUAAAAUGCAAGCUAUAAACUGAAAUCCACGUGGAGUCCUUCGCAAGAUGUGAAACAAGGGGUCACUUUCUCUUUGCCUUUUUUUUGUUUUGUUUUAAAGAGCGGAUUGGAUGAUGAGCCAAUGUAAAUAUACAUUUAUUUAUAUAUACAAGAAUACAGGCCUAUUGUUCUUGAAAUGAUGUUUUUUAAAAUAAUACAGUUUAAGUAGUGGCAAAUGUAACCCUUUCUGGGUCAGAGUGAAGUCUUUAGGUCAAUAAAUAAACAAAAGGUGUGGUCUUAUGUGGGUUAUGGCUUCUCUGUCAGCCCUGACCACUUAAAGUAUUUUAAAUUCACCUGGUAAGAUUAUGGACGUCAAAAUGUAUUGCUUGACUGGUUUUUUUUCUCUCUGGUAUUUAAGGGAUUAAUGGCAUUGCUGCAAUGCUUCAUGUGACAUGGCAAUCUGCUGCUGUGUGACUUAAAUGUUGCUGAAGAUAUAGGCCUAUUCUGAAACAUGCGAGUGGCCACAUUUAAAGGGCACUGAGAUGAAAAAGUUGCCCCUGUGAAAAGUGUUUUGUAAUGAUAACAUUUAUAUGAAAAUGUGCUCUGCUGCAACAUGGACCUCUGAAUUAUAAAAGAGAAAUUCUAAAGCGAGGCAGGUCUAAUGCUCAGUGUUGCUGUGCUACAAUGUAUAAGGCAGGUGGGCUUGUUUCAAUUGCAGAAUAGUAUUGUCUUGUUUGUAGAUUUCUUCUCUAUAAGUGUCCACAUAUGGGAAGACUAUGUACUGCAAAGUAACAAUAACAGACACUGCUGCUGAUCUACAGAUAUAGAUGCUAACGUGCACCCAUUGGCAGUUAUAUAUGAAAUGUAGCU
This is a messenger RNA of Xenopus laevis (African clawed frog), 1781 nucleotides long. It is a transcript of the gene tspan31.S, whose product is annotated as tetraspanin 31 S homeolog. Lineage: Eukaryota; Metazoa; Chordata; Amphibia; Anura; Pipidae. Gene Ontology annotation, cellular component: membrane. The record is from RefSeq and is marked provisional.